GCUCGGCGGCGCCGCGGCCACUGCGCGAGGCGACGCUGCGGCAGCGACUCCAGACAUGCUACUGCUCAAGAAGCAGACGGCGGACAUCAGCAGUGUCUACGAGCUCCGGGAGAAGCUCGGCUCGGGUGCCUUCUCUGAGGUGGUGCUGGCCCAGGAGCGGGGCUCUGCACACCUCGUGGCCCUCAAGUGCAUCCCCAAGAAUGCCCUCCGGGGCAAGGAAGCCCUGGUGGAGAAUGAGAUCGCCGUGCUCCGCAGGGUCAACCACCCCAACAUCGUGGCCCUGGAGGACGUCCACGAGAGCCCCUCCCACCUCUACCUGGCCAUGGAGCUGGUGACCGGGGGCGAGCUGUUUGACCGCAUCAUGGAGCGCGGCUCCUACACGGAGAAGGACGCCAGCCACCUGGUGGCUCAGGUCCUCGGCGCCGUCUCCUACCUGCACAGCCUGGGCAUCGUGCACCGCGACCUCAAGCCUGAAAACCUGCUCUAUGCCACACCCUUUGAGGAUUCCAAGAUCAUGGUCUCCGACUUUGGGCUCUCCAAAAUCCAGGCUGGCAACAUGCUGGGCACCGCCUGCGGGACCCCAGGCUAUGUGGCCCCGGAGCUCUUGGAGCAGAAACCCUACGGGAAGGCAGUAGACGUGUGGGCCCUGGGUGUCAUCUCCUACAUCCUGCUGUGUGGCUACCCCCCCUUCUACGACGAGAGCGAUCCCGAGCUCUUCAGCCAGAUCCUGCGGGCCAGCUACGAGUUUGACUCGCCCUUUUGGGAUGACAUCUCUGAAUCCGCCAAAGACUUCAUCCGGCACCUUCUGGAGCGUGACCCCCAGAAGCGGUUCACCUGCCAACAGGCCUUGCAGCAUCUUUGGAUCUCUGGGGACGCAGCUUUCGACAGGGACAUCCUGGGCUCUGUGAGUGAGCAGAUCCAGAAGAAUUUUGCCCGAACCCACUGGAAGCGGGCCUUCAACGCCACCUCGUUCCUGCGCCACAUCCGGAAGCUGGGCCAGAGCCCGGAGGGCGAGCAGGCCUCCCGGCAGACUCUGGCGUGCCACAGCCACCCCGGUCUCCUGACUGGCCAGCCCCCCAAGUGGUGA
Molecule: messenger RNA, 1087 nt
Organism: Lepus europaeus (European hare)
Lineage: Eukaryota; Metazoa; Chordata; Mammalia; Lagomorpha; Leporidae
Gene: PNCK
Product: pregnancy up-regulated nonubiquitous CaM kinase
Exons: 11
Coding region: 56-1087 (343 amino acids)
Biological process (GO): peptidyl-serine phosphorylation
Cellular component (GO): intracellular anatomical structure
Molecular function (GO): calcium/calmodulin-dependent protein kinase activity; ATP binding; calmodulin binding
Source: RefSeq, a predicted model, not a curated record